AUGUCGAUGCGAUUUAAGACAACAUCACCUUCCGCAGUAUCAUCUCAAUCAUUGCCGAACUCAAAAAUCUCAGAUACAAUUUCCAUUUCAUCAACGACAAGUGCAUUCUCAACUGGCCCGGAUCGACAUGGUUUCUAUGGCGGGACGCAUUUCAGUGAUAAGCCAAAAGUGCCAUUGUCAAAAGCUCAAAUCAUAGCUAGGGAAAAGAAAUGGCUUCAUAUGCUAGAGCAUUGGUCAGAUUACAUGAAUCAUAAUUAUAAGAAGAUACGAGAACGAUGCCGGAAGGGAAUUCCAUCAGCCGUUCGUCCGAAAGCAUGGUUUUAUCUAUCUGGUGGUCAUACAUUGUUAGAAGCACAUCCGAAUGUUUAUUUAGAGUUACUCGACCAGUCAGGCGAUCCACAAAUUAUUGAUGAAAUUAAACGAGAUCAACAUCGACAAUUUCCGAUGCAUGAAAUGUUUUUAGAUGAGGAUAGACCCGGACAAAAAGAACUAUUUAAUUUAUUAAAGGCUUAUUCAAUUUUAAAUCCACAAACUGGAUAUUGUCAGGCACAAGCACCAAUUGCUGCAUUUUUAUUAAUGCAUCUUCCAGCUGAGCAAGCAUUUUGGUCAUUUGUGAGUAUUUGCGAUAAAUAUUUAAAGGAUUACUUUACACCCGGCAUGGAAAUGCUUCAACGUGAUGCAAAACUCUUUAUGGCACUACUGAAACGUACCUCGCCGCAAGCACAUCGGCAUUUAGUAAAAUCAAAAGUAGAACCGCUUAUGUUUAUGACAGAUUGGUUCUUAUGUGCAUUGACACGAACGCUAAAAUGGGAUACACUCCUUCGUGUGUGGGAUUGCUUCCUAUGUGAAGGAAUUAAAGUAGUCUUUAAAGUAUCGCUUGUGAUUGUUGGUGCAACAUUAAGUUCCCAUAAAAUUAGAAAAAGCAAUAAGGAUUUGUGUGAUGUGUUAAGUUUAUUAAGAGCACCGAAAGAAGAAAUAAUUGAUGAGGAAUUUAUUAUGCAGAACAUCAUGCGAUUAAAUGUUACCGUGCAGGAUUUUAUUGUCGAGCAUAAGAAGAUUGAAAUGCAAAUGAGGAAACAACAAGUCCAAAAUCUUAUGUAG
Molecule: messenger RNA, 1101 nt
Organism: Chironomus riparius
Lineage: Eukaryota; Metazoa; Arthropoda; Insecta; Diptera; Chironomidae
Source: the annotation of a GenBank genome assembly